AUGGGUAGCGCUAAUGGUGUCGAUACUCUGAGGUGUCGGUUGGGGAAGACAUUGUCCUACCAUAGCCAGAGCCUCCAGCAAAAGGAUCAAAGAGUCAGUCCGGACGGAUACGCCGGCAAAACGUGUGUGAAGUUAGCCUUCUUCUCAUCAGGUUGUGUCGUGCCGAAAUCUUUGUUCACACAAGAGGAACUGCCUCUCAUCGCGUGUUUGAUCUUGUUUCGCGGCAUGGUAAAACGGGGAUUGCUGAGCGCCAAGCGAGGCAGCAACAACUACAGUUUUAAAGAGUUUCGUAUAGCCCAGAACGUUUCUGAAGAAAACCGCACCGUGGUGUCAGCACCGGAGAUCGAUUCCCAACCACCGCCAAACGUCCUAUUAGUGGGGGUGGACUCCAUGUCAAGGCUCAAUAUGAUUAGACAACUGAACAAAACAUAUCACUUUUUGACCGAGCGCUUGGGAGUGUUUGAAUUCCAUGGCUACAACAAAGUCGCCGAUAACACGUUUGUCAAUGUGGUGCCGCUACUUACUGGCAAGUUUGUGCAUGAAGUACCUUCAAGUGGAAAGAAAAUACACGUGGAGAAAUAUGAAUACAUGUGGAAGGAAUUCUCCAAAGCCGGAUAUCUUACACUUUUGGCUGAAGACCACCCACAAAUUGCCACGUUUAACUACCUUAAGCCCGGUUUUCCUAAACAGCCCACUGAUUACUAUCUAAGACCUUUCAGUUUAGCCAUGAGCAAAAAUGGCGGUCUGUGGAAUAAGUAUUUUGACAAUACCAUUUUGUUUUUCUUCGGCGAUCACGGAAUGCGCUGGGGCGCCUUACGUAAUACUUAUGUUGGAAAGAUGGAAGAACGGUUGCCGAUGCUGCUGUUAUAUUUACCUCCUUGGUUCAAGUCCAGAUAUCCCCAGAUAACAAACAACGUACAUAUCAAUGCUCACAGACUUACUACUCCCUUUGAUGUUUAUUAUACUCUUAAGGACAUAGCCUCAAGGAGGUUUGAUGGCGCUUCGGACCUCCAGAAGGUUCGACGGGGGUUCAGUUUGUUCGGAAAGAUUCCACUAAGCAGGACGUGCGAGGAGGCAGAGAUUGCCCCUCACUGGUGCACCUGUCAAUCACAGGUGGAAGUCCACGCCCAGGACAAAACUGUCAUUGCUGCAGCCAAGUGGUGUAUAGAACACUUGAACCGUAUCAUCAAUAGCACUAAGUGCGCGGUUCUACAUUUAAAGGCCGUCAACAGAGCCUGGCGAUUUUCAGUCAGUUCUUAUCUGAAAAACAAGAGAGAAUAA
Liolophura sinensis is the source of this 1281-nucleotide messenger RNA. RefSeq lists its product as uncharacterized. The record is from RefSeq and is a predicted model, not a curated record. Lineage: Eukaryota; Metazoa; Mollusca; Polyplacophora; Chitonida; Chitonidae.